Molecule: messenger RNA, 10520 nt
Organism: Aplysia californica (California sea hare)
Lineage: Eukaryota; Metazoa; Mollusca; Gastropoda; Aplysiida; Aplysiidae
Exons: 2
Coding region: 682-10407 (3241 amino acids)
Biological process (GO): regulation of transcription by RNA polymerase II
Cellular component (GO): nucleus
Molecular function (GO): RNA polymerase II transcription regulatory region sequence-specific DNA binding; DNA-binding transcription factor activity, RNA polymerase II-specific
Source: RefSeq, a predicted model, not a curated record
UAAAACGAAAAUCGAAGCCCCGGAGGGUUAAGCGAGCGAGUUCAUUGUUCAGUCAUGAGUUCAGAGAGUCACGGACGGCUUGAUAGGACCAAGUUUGAAAUCCAACCAACCAUCCAUGCCCUGUUGAAUUGUGUUGCUGUGUCACACUGUGUGCGAAAAGUGGUAAAGACUAAGAGAAUCGAACAAGUCAAGUGUUUGCUGAAAAGUGAAAGUAAAAUGCCUUGAUCCUGAGGCCAUUGUACUGAAGCAAGUGUGGAAGACAGCGCGCACAAAAGAGCAUCAGUUUUGCCUUCACCCAUGGGGUGUUUGAGUUAUUUACUGGAGGCUUUAUAUCCAGACUUUUCCCCCUAGUGUUUAAGCAGAUAGUUUUUAUAUAAUAAUUAAUAGGAUGAGGUUUCUUCUGCUUUCUACAGACUUGUGUGGUAAUAUCUGGGUGUUAGAGGGACAGUCUCCUGUAUGAUGCGUCUUCCUCUGUGUGGGGGACUGAGCUGGUACCUCAGCGAGCAGAAUGUCACUCGGAGCCUUUGCAACACCUCCGUCAGUAGCGGCCAUGACGGGCAGUAAAGCCUGUGGUCAUCAUCUCCUGAGAACUGACCAGGCAUACAGUUACAGCGUAUCUGUAUCACACCACCGUCCGUCAUCUUCGCAAAAGGAACUCUGCAUCAAGACCACACGUCUGUCAUGAUGUCGUCGCUUCCGUCAUCAUCUGCUGAUGUUUCCUUCGCAAAACCUCUUGUGACUCCGGCAAAACUGGAGACCUCGUCUAAGCCGAGAGACAGUGUCCAGUGUUCGCAGAGCGGGGCUGAAUGUCAGAGUUCAUCGUCGACUCAUCCAGCUGCUGGUGCUGCAGCGCCACGCAUGGAGGCCGGGGGUCAGAGGGCAGGGAGUUCAGACUGCGCGCCUGUUGGUCAAGGGAAGGAACCAGCACUGAAGCCACACCGACUUCUGGUGUGUGAAGAUGUGGUCGAUGUUGAAAACGAAGAUCUAGACGACUGUGUACUUCUAAAAAUAGACACAAGUCGACGGAGAAAAAAACAAUUGCAAGCAAAGAGACCUGACAAUGCUGUCUCCUCCACCUUGGUCAUAAUUGACAGUGAUGAAGAAGGAAAUGAAACACCUGUCGUUCGUGCAAGUGUGGACAAAUCUGGCGAUGUAAAUCCCAGUGCCAAAAGCAGUACAAAAAUUAUAAGCUCAGAGAAGAUGGCAUCGAAACCAGUGCCUGACUCGGAUAGAGAUGAGUUUCCUGACUUGGAUCUGCAAGUGGAAACUGAAGAAGAAAAUACAGAUCAGGCAGGGGCAGGUGAUGAAUCGGAGGAGCGGGUUUUGUAUGGCAGGGUACGUGUCAGUCAAGCGCAAGAAGCGCUUCCUCCAGUUGUGAAGAGGAGCACUUCCCCGUUAUUCGCAGAAGCUGUCUCAGACGCUCUAAUUGGCGACCACAAGCACAGUAUUCCAGGCGCAGAUAAUUCCCCUACUCUAUCGACAAUCGGUUCGUCUCCUGUGAGAACAUUUCUUCACACAACACAGUUGCAGACGUCGUAUUGUCCUCCCUCCGGCGUCUUUUCUUCUGGAAGUUCCGCGCCCGCUUCCUCCAUGGUCCCGGGUCAUAGCCAGAAGUCGUUAGUGACUGGCUCUUCUGCCCAGACCCUUUCAGUGUCUACUCCUUCUAGUGUGGGGCAGAGUGACACUCAAUCUAUUGCUUCAGGAGCCAAUGGUCAUUCCCUAGUGCUCAUUCUACCUCCGAACGCUCCACAAACCGAGACCCGUCAUCGUUCACCGUCUCAACCAGUCGCUCAACCUUCUACUGGUGCCCUUGGUGAUCAGAGAGGCCUUAAACUUAUAGUGCUGACCGACCAGGCUCUUCACACAAAGCCACAAAGUCCCUCCCCUAAGCUGCUGCGAGCAGUAACGCCCGCUCCUCGACCCUCAACACAGCUCAGUGUGAGCGGGCCUCAACAGGCACAGGCUCGGGACACCGUCAGCCAAUCAAAUCACGCUGUGGGGACCGUGAUUGCCUCACAAAACUGUGCUGUAUUUCAACCAGAAUCCAGUUUAACAAGCACAAGUUCGCGGUCACGUUGUUUGAACUCUAAUACAUCUAAGGAAAUGAGGAAUGAAAUAAGUGAUCAAGCUGAUGAGUCCCAUGAUGAGGUUUCUCCCGUUCAUCUCACCAAAGCAAAUCCUGAAGUGGCAAGUGCUGAGAGCUCGCAGCAGGGACACGGAGAAAGUAUUAAACCAGGCGGCCGCUACACAAAGUCGGAUUAUGUCCAUGCCCUCUCAAAUAUUUUCUGCUCUGCUAGCGAAGAUCAAGUGGCAGCAGCACCAGCACCAGCAUCUAGUGGUACUCCCCCUAGUGGUACUCCCGCUGACAAAACCCUCAGGAAAAACGACAGAGGGACAGAUGUACGCCAGAGGGACAGCUCACCCUCCGCCUCGAGGGAGAGUGAAGGGAAGAGCUCUUCAUCAUCGAUGCUGGUUAAAACGGGAUCUUCCAAUUCAGCUCCUCGGGAUGACAAGAAUUCAGCAUGUACAGCUGGACAAAAUCUGAGCGGUCAUCGUGGUAAGGAAGUGACGAAUCCGUCGACUGGAGACACAUCGGCUGUUCUGCCUGCUCAGCCAGCAGUUGCACCGGUGAAGGGUGCGUCACAGAGUAAGGGGAAAGCCAAUGAAGAUAAGAAAAGUGGCAAGUGUCAUAAGUGCAGUAUCACAUGUAUUAACAGAUUUGAACUUGUCAUACAUGUCAUACUGGAUCACGGACCAAGCAACUAUAUGAACUCGUGUGAUGUUGAAUUCAUCAAGUGCCCUUUUUGUCAAAAUAGGUUCCAUCGCAAAUGUGGCAUGAGGAAUCACUUAAGAAGGUCUCCGUGUGGAAAAGCUCUCUUGGAAAAGCACAAGAUGAAUGGAACGAGUUGGAUGGAUGAGCUGUCCGCGUCUACUUGCUUACAGCCUGAGAAACAACCGUCUACGAAUCCCUCGAGGGCUACAGCUGAGGUACAACCAGAGCCUGGUUCAGUUGGUACGGCCGAUCUCAGCAAGUCAUCGGAACCAGAUUCUGUCAUCACAGGUCCGACAGAAAAAGUUAAGGAAGACACAUUUCCUCUGAAAAAAGCCGCACCUGGAAAGCCGGAUGGGAGUGAACAACUUGACGACGAGGGUGUAGUGGAAAUUUGUUCAAGCCCCGAAGACAGUUCGUCUGUUACAGGGACGGUGAGAGGUGGAUCUACUACUACUAUUGCUGACACAGAGGUCAGGGCUGUUGUCAGCGUUAGUGAAAGGACUACCGGGCUUGCCGUGCGUACAGAUCAAGCUGCUUGCAUCUGUCAAGUGGACACCAGGCCGAACAGCGGGCCGGACGGGGCCGUUCAUGUCAGUGAUGUCGAUGCUCACCAGCCAGGUACAGGCAGUGGUACAAAGACUGGCAACGCUGAAACUCAUUCGGAGAAUGACCCUCAAGUACACAACAGAUGGACCAAGGGUGAAAGGUUUGACAACUUUGUCCGCUGUUUUGCUUGCAAGGAAAAUUUUGCGAAUGAAGAUAAGUUUGCAAGCCACAGGUGUCGGGAACAGCCUUCUUGUGUGGAAGUUUCCAGCAGUGUUACAGACAAGGGCACUGCGUCUGUUCAGCAGGAUCCGACCGGUAUAGAGUGUGUCAAGUGUGCCUGCUGCCACAAGUGGUUUGAGAGUUAUUUCCAGCUAAAAACUCAUCAUCGACAAGUGAACAAAUGCCGGCUGCAUGCUCAAAACCUCUUUCAGAAACCCAAACACGGCAAGAGCGACCAGGGGGCAUGUCCGCCUGUCCCCUCGGACAAAUCAGCUAAUACCGAUACCUCCAAAGCCCUAAUAGAGAUUUCUCCUUGUUUUUGUUUUUGUGGAAGGAAAUUUGCAAAGCAAGCACGGCUAGAGUUCCAUCUCAGCAAGUAUGCUAGUUGCAAAAAGAGGUUUGACGAAGCGCGUGAAAAGAACAAGAAGAAAAGACCGGUUGAAGGUGCUGCUUCCCCGGAAAUCGCGUCUCACACACAGGUGACAACUACAAGCGUUUCCCCGGUGUCGCAGGCUGAGACAGUAACUGUACCCGGCCAGUCCUCACGGCGUGGGGGAAGCACUGGGGACAAGGAGGGACGGAAGACAAAAGAUGAAUCUGACUGGGGUCAGGAAAAUCCCCAUGAGGUUAUAGAACCAAGGGAAUUGGGAAGGGAUGAACCAGAGAGAGAGGAUGAAUCUGAUGGUGGAUGGGAAAGGGAUGAACCGGAGAGAGAGGAUGUAUCUGAUGGUGAAUUGGAAAGGGAUGAACCGGAGAGAGAGAAUAAUGUAUCUGAUGGUGGAUUAAAAAGAGAUGAGCCGGAGAGAGAGAAUGUAUCGGAUGGUGGAUUAGAAAGAGAUGAACCGGAGAGAGAGGAUGUAUCUGAUGGGGGCUGGGAGAGUCCUGAUGUGGUUACAGCAUACAGCAAGUGCACAGUUUGUAAUGAGGAGUUUUUAGAUGAAAGAUCUCUGCAGUUUCAUAUGAAAAAUAGCGUGCUGUGUAGGGAGAGAUUAGGACAACCGGAGGCUUCUGAACGCGGCGGGGCACGGGUGAAGCUGACUCCAGCGUCUGUUGUGUGUAAGGCUUGCCAGAAACCUCUGGGCAGCGAUGCUUGUCUGGCUGUACACCUCGCUGAAUCGGAGAGCUGCGCCAACGUUUAUGAUGACGAUAACGAUAGAUCCUUGCCCCGGUACUCUUGCCAAACGUGUGGAAAGAUCCUGAGGAGUGACGAAGCUUUAGCAAAACAUUUGCAGUCGAGCCGGGGCUGUUGGCCCAACCAGCACCAAGAGAGCCGGAAUUCCGUUGGCUCAGUCCGCGAAUUGGUUUCAUUGAAAAAAAGCUCACCGAAGGAUCAUGUAAAAUCACCAUCGUCAGCUGCCAUUGGCUCUGCGCCUGGGCAGGCUGAUCCGAUUGCUGCCCUUCCGAAGAAGAGCUCUCAGUCCAGUGCUGCAAGGCCACUGGCGGCUGGGAGUGUCUCGAACCUGCUGCCCACCAUGCCCACUCCCGCCCCGUCAAAGGCCAAAGCUGAGCCAAGUUCUGCUAAGCUUUCACCUGUUGCAUCUGCCGCGGUUUCACGUAAUGCAGAUACAAACCCCAGUACAAAGACGAAUACAAAUAACACAAACAGAAACACAAACUCCAGCGCAAAGAUAAACACAAACAAAUCUGCAAACCCCAGCGCGAAGAAAAAUACAAACCCAAACCCCAGCACAAACACAAAGACAAAUACAAAUAACACAAACAGAGACACAAAAUCCAGCGCAAACACAAAGACAAACACGAACAAAUCUGCAAACCCCAGCGCAAAGACAAACACAAACCGUACAAACACAAAUGCAACUGCAGGCACAUACCCCAGCGCUAACACAAACACAAAUACAAAUACAAACCCCACCGCAAACACAGGCCCCAGCUCAAACACAAACUCCAGCGCCCAAACAUCUUCGGCACCAGUGACUAUUACAGCAGGGUUACUAGCAGCAAGGGAUAAUGAUGACUGUUCCUCAGAUGACAGCAGCAAAGACUCUGUAGACAGCCGAUCCUCCAGCUCAGAGGAUGAUGCUCGCAUUGAGUACAGAUGCACUCGGUGCAGCUCCGUGUUUGCGCGGAAGUCCUCCCUCAAGAAACACCUGGCAGAAAACGGGGUCUGUGGCAAGGUUCAGGCCGCUCACGGGAAGCGGAAAAAAAUACGUUGCGAAGCUUGUGCCAGAAAGUUCCGUGACCUCGUAAGUCUUCAGGCUCAUCUGCUUCAGCAGCAGUUUUGUUUCCGGGAAUUGUCGAAGGGAAUGUGGAGACUGAAGUCUGCACCAGACCAGACCUGUGCCAUGUGCCAGAAGAAAUAUCUUCAUCGCAAAGAGCUGGGGAAGCAUUGUUUUAAGGAUAUGACCUGCAGGCUGAAGUAUGUGGCUCUAUUGCUGGAAACGUUCUCAGAGGUCCGUGCCCCCAGCCCGGCCGUGGACUCUGUUCAAGUGUCCUCCUCUAGCACUGUGAAAGAAUCUGUUGUGGAGAACACGCGGACAAAUACGGAAACACCGUCUCCGAAUUCUGCGAUUUCCGUGUCUGGCGUGCCGGCUGAUGUGAAGAAUUCCAACUGUGGUGAGACGGAGCUCCUGUGGGACUGUGGCCAAUGCAAAGAGUGCUUUACUUCUCAAGAUGACUUUGCCAAACAUGUGAGAGUCUCAGUGCGGUGUAAAAAAUUUUAUGCAGCUCUGAAAAGUGAAAAUCCACCCAAGACACUGCAAGCUUACUGCACGCCGUGUAAGAGAUCCUUUAAAACCAUUCCUUCGUAUCGAGUUCAUGACUGUAAACUUUGUACUGAGCGGUGCAAGUCCUGUGAUUCUGCCUUUUCUUCUGUGCGUUCCUUAAAAUUUCAUCAACUUUCCUCUAGAAGUUGCAGGCAUCUGUAUCACAAAGAGGAACUGUCUUUGAGCAAUGUGCAGGCAGCCAGUGAGAUGACGCAAAAUUUGUCCAACUCUAGCCAGAAAAAGUCCUAUCCCUGUGCUGUAUGCAAUGAGAAGUUUGAUGUUUUCCGGCUGCUUUUAGAGCACAGUCAAACACACGUGGAGUUGAGUGACUAUCAGUGCGACCGCUGUUCCAAAAAGUUCCAACAUUACAACCGCCUGGUGUCUCAUCUGGCUUAUCACGAGCGCGUGGACAAGGAAGGUCUUCCUUCUAGUGACAAUGUGGAGAUUUCCUCGACUUCGGGCGUGUGCGAGAGUGAUGCGAAACCUGGGGAGGAUGAAGACGAACUCUCGGAAACUGAUCCCCAUAAGUGUUAUGUAUGCGACAAAGUAUUCUCUCGCUUUGAGAGUUUCAAGGAACACAUUUUCAGCCAUGCUUCGGCAGCUCCUUUCAGCUGUUCCAUAUGUCGCCAGAGUUUCCCCACAGAAGCGACUUUGACGACCCACAUCAGCAGCAAGCAUGAAAAGUCGCGGACUAGCUGUAGGCGCAAGGCACCAGCUGAGGUGUCUGGGGGUGAUCUCUCUCCGCCUCGGCUACGCGUGCAGUUUCGAGUCCGUGAUGCUUUAAGUGCUGUUGAUAGUUAUACUUCGUGUGCAUGCGAGACUUGUGGCCAACAUUUUGCCAGUCAGAGGGACCGCAGAAAGCACAUGGCUGUGAGUGUGCGCUGCCGGCCGCCUAAAGAGGAAAGUGCUCCUGACAGUGGGGUGCCGUGCAAGAAAGCAAAGGUUUCAGCCGCAGCGAGUGUUCAGUGUGUGUUCUGUUCACUCAUGUUUGAGAGUGAUGCGCAGAAACGAGAGCAUGUGGAAAGUUCGGACACGUGUAGGGCUAUUAUGAGGUUCAUGAUGGAAAAUAGAUAUUAUCAGCUGGACGAGGCAGGUAAGAAAGAUCUGUCAUCGGAUGACCCUUCCCGAUGUGAAUUCUGCUCGGGCCAGUUCCAGGACAAAGUUGGCCACAUUCUCGGGUCGGGAUGCUAUCAGUCUAUGGAGGAGGCCAUCGGCCGGUACCGACAAGCUGCUGUGACUCCGGCGUCACCACUUGAGGAGGUCAAAGUUCAAGAAUCGGCUCCCUCACCACAGGAUAAAGAGAAGGCAGCCGGUGGGGAGAAGACUAGAGGCAAGUGGAUUUGCUUACUGUGUGAAAAGACUAUGACAGUGUUCUCCUCUCACUUUAUGUUUCAUCGGCGGAUAAUUCUGGAAAAAAUAUCUGGUAGAGGCGCGAUAUCUAUGAGGGUGCACAAGCCUGUGGAAUGCCCUAUGUGUCUCUCAGUUUUCAAAACGAGAGAGUGUCUGAAGAAACAUAUGGUGACCCACCGAGCUAUGGACAUUGUGGUCCCUGAGGAGCUGACGCACCAAGUGACUUCUGGGGAUCACAAAAAGCCAAAGGUAUGUCAGCAGUGUCAGAAAAACUUCCGCAGCUUGGUAGGUUUGAAGACACAUUUGAGAAGCACUCACAACAAAAAAAAGAGAGUCAAAGAUAAAAAAGUAUUGAAGAAGGUUGUUACUGCUACCCCUUCUUCAAAGUUCAAAAAGUUUUCUUCCUAUGAAGCACAUCGAAGAUUGACCCAUAAACCUGCUGAGGAGAAAUUACCAAAGACUCCUACGGAAACCAAAGGGAUUAAAAAGACUGCUGAAAGACGUUUCAUAGGAAGGUGCAGUAUUUGCCGCCAAAAAGUAGCAAGUUUACCCGGCUUUAGGUUUCACUUGAAACGUUUUCAUAGAAGAAAGGAGGAAGGUGACAUAGAACAUCUUUUGUGUCCUGAAGUGACAGCAGGGCCGGAUAGACCAGCAAAACCUAAGGUGGCGUUAAAGCCGGUAAACGAGGUUGCAUCUGAUGAAUCAGUAGGUCCUAGUACCUGCAAAAAGAAUACAUGUGAUGUACCAGUGAAAGGUUCUAGUACCUCCAAAAAGAAUUCUCUUGGUGGUGCUGUUGAAAAAUCUGAAGCUCCCCAUCGUUCGAAAAUAAUAGGCUCUUCGUCCACAACCACAUCGAUGGCUGGCAUUUCAAGUCAUGAAUCAUAUUCAAAGGACUCACAUAACCUGAAAUGCAAGAUAUGUUCAAAGACAUUUGAAUACCCUCACUGUCUUCGUCGUCACUUAUCUAAGGAUCACAACUUGUCACAAAUGUUUUCCUGUCAAUACUGUGGAAUGAGCUAUCCACGUAAGACAGAAUGGUUGCAGCAUGAGCCCGUCUGUAAGAAGUUUUGUGUCUGCAAAAUAUGCAACAAAGAAACGUUAAAACUGCAUGGCCUGAAAACCCACCUCAGGUGUAUACAUGGGAUCAACAGUAUCAGAGAAUACCUCAAGACUACUGCAAAGAAAAAAUCGGCCAAGCAGAGAGCUGCCCUCGUGAAGAUUGAUAAUGGUGGAGAUGUAGUCUCUGACAUCCAGUCAACUCCGUCGUGGAAACCCCAAAAGACCUGCCCCAUUUGCAAGAAGUUUGUAUCGUAUGGCAAAAGGUACACUGACCAUCUGAAGACGCAUAUGAAACCGUUUCGGGUGUUGGUGAUGGAGAAAACUUUGUACAUGGCGCCAGAUUCUUUAUCAGCUGUGGCGCAAAGCGGAGAGGGGUCCGCACUGUCUGGGGAUGACGGAGGCCUGGAGGCCAGCGUUGUCGUGAAAAGAGAUCCGGAGUUUGAUGUUGUGGUUGAGAGAGAUAUUGAGCCAGACCUUGCUGAUGUACCGCUGGAGGGAAUUGUGAAGGAGGAGGCUGCAGACGAUUUCUAUCAUCCGGAGAACAGGGGCGGAGGGAGCGCUGUGAGUGGGGGCGUCACUCUGCCUGGCUCGUCUGUGUCUGGCACUGGGGUGGAUGGGAGGAGACCUGACGGGGACCACGAUGGGCUCUCUAGCCGGACCGAUGACGGGCUGGGCGAUGUUUCAGUUGGUGCUGAAGAUACAGACAUAUCGGUAGGAGAAGUCGCGCCCGCAGGGGAUGAUGAAUCAGACGCGUCCAUCGGAGUAGGAGAAGAAGAUUCUGACCUGGCAAAGUUGACGGUCGCUGGUGAAGAAAUGGUAACCAGUUCUGCAAAAUUGGAUGCAAUAGUAACUAUAGUGGAGAUGGCAAAGACUCCUACAGAGGAUUCCUCUGAUGACGAAGGAGAGUUGUGUGAGGUGCAGGUGACGCAGUGUGACGACAGCGACAGUGACAGUGAUCCGUCGCUAGAGGGGGCUGCUUCAGACAGCAAGGGUCACGUAACCUCUGACCUCGCUCAAGGAAUCGGGGAAGAAAACUCCCCGGCAGGUCUGUCAAUAGCGGCUGUUACUGAAGAGGAAAAAGAUGAGACGGAGCAGGAAGUGGAAUCUGGCGAGGCCAGAGGUGACAUGGCUGCUGCUGAGAUCAAUAGUGACCUCCCCUCCAGCCGCGAUGGUGCCCAGGUUGGGGUGUUACCCAGACAAGUGCUGCCCGGGCUGGGGGAGGGCGCUACUGCUGGCUCUGCUGCUGCGUCGAAAGUUGUGCCGAAAGUUGCACCUGUCAAACGACCGUUCCCCAGAACCGACCACCCAGCGGAGCACAGUGGCGGCAAACUGAGGUGUGUAAGGGCCACGUGUUCCAGCUCCACCGAGGUGGCAAAAGAUGCGGAGGCACCCACAACGGGAGAAGUUACGAUGGAGGAGGGCUCUGUUGAACAGGCAGUCUGUGUGAAAACUGAGGCGCCGGACUUGGAGCUGCACGCACAGCAACGUAACGUGUUCCGCGCGUUUGGCCCAGCAGGCUUUGGCACGUCUGAGCUGUCGAGCGACAGCGACGAUAUCACAUUCCUUGGUUUUGAGGAGGCCCCCAAGCCCAGUGAAAGUGGGUCCCGUGAUGAUGAUUCCCGUGUUUCGUCUUCUAGAGAAUCUCAGAGUGGGCGAGAUGUCGCCGGUAACCGUGGUGAAAGAAAUGAGGGGAAGACUGCGGAGAGAACAAAUGUGUUUGAGCUGAUAGCUCCUUGACGCUGUGUCGGCUGCCACCACCGGUGCAUUUUGAAGAGAGCGAGUGGGUGGUUGGCGGGUGCUGUGGUGUGGUUUGCUCCUUCUUUCCUAUCAAAGUAGCGUACUAUCGUCUU